Molecule: messenger RNA, 809 nt
Organism: Gastrolobium bilobum
Lineage: Eukaryota; Viridiplantae; Streptophyta; Magnoliopsida; Fabales; Fabaceae
Exons: 2
Coding region: 143-430 (95 amino acids)
Source: RefSeq, a predicted model, not a curated record
CGGCGGCUUUAAAGUCUAAACCUUGAUGAUAGCAUUCAUCGAUUAUUACUUGGGAGGUGAAGAAGGGAAUGGGAUUAUGAAUAAAAAAUUGAAGAGAGAGUGAAAGGAAAGGAAAAUCAAAAUCAGAAUCAGAAUCAAGAAAAUGGUGUUGAACAGCAUGAUGGUGUUCACAGUGGCGCGUGUUUCUGCAGAAACAUGGCAAUGGGUAGCAUGCACUGGUGACCCUCUGAGCAGUGAUGAGAUGUUGAAUCUGCUUUGUUGCUUCCCUUUUCAUCAACUGGGUCGUCUUGCUUUCUGUCUCUGCUCCUUCUUCUGCCUCCCUCAACUUGAUUCCUAUUACUCUUAUAUACCUUCUGCCUCUGAUGAUGAUGAUGAUUCUUCCACCACCCUUGAUUUUGAUGACUUUUAUUACCACUCCCAUUCAGAUUGAAUGUAAAUGAAUUUCAUUAUAAUUAUCUUCAUGAAGUGAUGUAAUGGUAGACUUUGGGUUGGAGGACACGAGAUUCCCUAUUGCAGUCUCCGGUUUCUCAUUCAAUCCCUUAUCUGGUUGCUAACGGAUGAUGAAUUUUUUUUUUCAGAAUAACAUGACACUAGGACUUUAGUAGUGUGUUUAAGCUGCCUCCAUUGUAUAAAAGCAUAUUUUACACUUAGAUUCUUGUAUAUUGUAAAGAGUGAUUUGUUAGUGUUAAUAUACUAUUAAAUUACACUUGAUAUCAAGCCUGGUUUGGGAUUAAGGUAAUGUUAAUGUUUAAAGGGAGCCUGGUGAUAUAAGCUACUUUUAUUCAAAGCUGAACUUUGUAUAGUAUAAA